Rhagoletis pomonella (apple maggot) is the source of this 1782-nucleotide messenger RNA. It is a transcript of the gene Trxr1, whose product is annotated as thioredoxin reductase 1, mitochondrial. Gene Ontology annotation, cellular component: mitochondrion; cytosol. The record is from RefSeq and is a predicted model, not a curated record. Gene Ontology annotation, biological process: cell redox homeostasis; cellular response to oxidative stress; glutathione metabolic process. The transcript has 6 exons. Lineage: Eukaryota; Metazoa; Arthropoda; Insecta; Diptera; Tephritidae. The coding region runs from base 195 to 1676 and encodes 493 amino acids. Gene Ontology annotation, molecular function: glutathione-disulfide reductase (NADPH) activity; flavin adenine dinucleotide binding; thioredoxin-disulfide reductase (NADPH) activity.
GUUGAAUUUACUUCUUUCUGAAUUUUUGAAGUGCUUGUGUGGAAAAGUCUAUCGGUUGGAUUUAUUCAGCGAUCUUUUUUUUACUGUGCUCGCAAUAAAUUUAAGCAAUUUUGAAAAUCUGUGGAUAUUUGGUUGGCGUAUUCUUUCUAAUUUUGAACCUGAUUGAAGUGCAACAAAAAAAAAAUACUCAGAUCAUGGCGCCAAUUAACAAUGACUACGACUAUGAUUUAGUUGUUAUUGGUGGCGGAUCAGGUGGUCUUGCCUGUGCUAAAGAGGCGGUGGCUUUGGGGGCAAGAGUGGCCUGUUUGGAUUAUGUUAAACCUUCUCCCGCUGGAUCUAAGUGGGGUCUUGGUGGUACAUGUGUGAAUGUUGGUUGCAUUCCAAAAAAGCUGAUGCAUCAAGCUGCUCAUUUAGGCGAAGCUGUUCAUGAAUCUAUUGCGUACGGCUGGCAAAUUCCUGAGCCUGAAAAAAUAAAACCAGAUUGGGGUAAAUUAGUUCAAGCCGUGCAAAAUCACAUAAAAUCUGUAAAUUGGGUGACACGUGUGGAUUUGCGAGAUAAAAAAGUAGAGUAUAUAAAUGGAUUGGGCUACUUUAAAGACCCGCACACAGUUGUAGCUAAGAUGAAAAAUGGAACUGAACGGUCCUUAACUGCACAAAAUAUUUUAAUUGCUGUUGGUGGGCGGCCGAAAUAUUCCGAAAUUCCGGGUGCAGUAGAGUACGGCAUAACAAGUGAUGAUAUUUUCAGUUUGGACCGGGAGCCGGGCAAAACCCUAAUAGUUGGGGCUGGUUACAUUGGAUUAGAGUGUGCGGGUUUCCUUAAAGGCCUAGGCUACGAUGCUACAGUAAUGGUCCGUUCUGUUGUGCUAAGGGAAUUUGAUCAACAAAUGGCGGGCAUUAUAAGAGAUUCAAUGGUAGAGCGAGGAGUUAAAUUUUUGUUCACCACCCUUCCGAAAUCUGUUGAAAAACAAAAUGAUGGCCGUCUGCUAGUAAAAUGGGCAAACACAAAAAGUGGAGAGGAAGGAUUCGAUACAUUUGACACAGUGCUUUUUGCAGUUGGUCGCAAAGGUUUAACUGACGAUCUAAACUUGCAUGCAGCUGGAGUGGAAACUAAGGGUGAUAAAAUUAUCGCAGACGACGCAGAACAAACUAACGUUCCGCAUAUUUAUGCGGUGGGGGAUAUAUUGCACGGUAAAUUAGAACUAACUCCUGUCGCCAUUCAUGCUGGUCGUUUGUUAGCUCGUCGUCUCUUUUCGGACUCAACAAAAUUGAUGGACUACGCCAAUGUCGCUACAACUGUAUUCACUCCGCUGGAAUAUGCUUGCGUAGGAUUGUCAGAAGAUGCAGCUUUAGAAAAGUUUGGCGAAGACAAUAUUGAGGUGUUUCAUGGUUUCUACAAGCCAACGGAAUUUUUCAUACCCCAAAAAAGCGUUCGGUAUUGCUAUCUUAAAGCUGUCGCUCAAAGAAGUGGUGACCAAAAAGUACUUGGGUUGCAUUACGUUGGCCCAGUAGCCGGAGAAGUUAUGCAGGGCUUUGCUGCUGCUGUAAAGUCUGGCCUCACAAUGAAAAUUCUCUUAAAUACGGUUGGUAUCCAUCCAACCACCGCCGAGGAGUUCACCCGGCUAUCUAUCACAAAACGCUCUGGUUUGGAUCCCACACCUGCUACAUGUUGCAGUUAAGCGGAAUAUUAUAUAUAUUAGAUACGUAUACCUGGGAAAAAUGAAGAUUGCACACUGUGUUGCGUUCUUAAGAAGAAACGAUAAAUAAAUUGGAAUAUUAGAAAUA